AUGACAUACGCGUUUGAUCUUCGCCUGACUUAUUUUAUAUGUAUUUUACUUAACGGAGUACUGGCACCGAUCACCACCUUGGCAAACUUGAUCUUGGUCACCUUAAUAUGGAGAAAUAACCAUCUCCAAUCUCCAUCGAAUCUGUUGGUGGGAGCACUCGCGCUCUCGGAUCUUGGCGUUGGGUGUUUUGUGCAGCCUCUAUACAUCGCAUACAAGGUCGCAGAGAUGCAAAGACUUGAGGCGUACUGUUUGCUAGCUGAAGUGUUUAACCUCAUUGCGACGGAGUUAACGUGCGUCUCGUUUUUAAUCAUGACCGCCUUGAGCGUGGACCGCUGGUUGGCGAUAACACUUCACCUGAGAUAUAGCACGAUAGUUACACGAAAGCUCGUUCUCGUGGUUGUAAUUGUGUGUUGGGUAAUAUCUCUCGUUCUGCCUGUUGGUUGGUGGUGGAACUUCGACAUCUACAACACCGGGAUAAGUGUGAUAAUCGGUUUGUGCUCUCUGUGCACGCUAGUCCUGUACUACAAGAUCUACCGAGUCGUUCGUCGACAUCAAACCGCCAUCGCCGAGGCACAAACCGCCGUAUCCCGCGAGGUAAACGUUACCGCGUUUCGUCGGCGUUAUAUAAGCAUGAUCUACCUAUACAGCCUGUUUCUACUGUGUUACUUGCCAAGUGCAUGGAUUUCCAUAGCCAAUCUCACCCUUGGGACACCUACCUUCCUCACCUAUAAAACCACACAGUACGGACUGACCUUAGCGUUCAUGAACUCGUCUAUCAACCCUUUAUUGCUGACUUGGAAGAUAGUGGAGGUCAGACAGGCUUUCAGGCAGAGACUCGCUCGUCUGUGUGGGACCCAGGAGCAGAGCUCUUAGGGGAAACAGGACCCUUUGAAAAG
Messenger RNA from Nematostella vectensis (starlet sea anemone), 896 nucleotides. RefSeq names its product adenosine receptor A2a. Gene Ontology annotation, cellular component: membrane. Gene Ontology annotation, molecular function: G protein-coupled receptor activity. Lineage: Eukaryota; Metazoa; Cnidaria; Anthozoa; Actiniaria; Edwardsiidae. The transcript has a single exon. The coding region runs from base 1 to 873 and encodes 290 amino acids. The record is from RefSeq and is a predicted model, not a curated record. Gene Ontology annotation, biological process: G protein-coupled receptor signaling pathway.